This is a messenger RNA of Macroventuria anomochaeta, 1572 nucleotides long. Its product is annotated as lipid phosphate phosphatase-like protein 1. Lineage: Eukaryota; Fungi; Ascomycota; Dothideomycetes; Pleosporales; Didymellaceae. The transcript has 5 exons. The coding region runs from base 1 to 1572 and encodes 523 amino acids. Gene Ontology annotation, molecular function: phosphatidate phosphatase activity. The record is from RefSeq and is a predicted model, not a curated record. Gene Ontology annotation, biological process: phospholipid metabolic process.
AUGGACGAGUGGACAUCGAAACAGCUCCCUGAGCGGCUGCCCUUCUCCAAGAAGCGGCUGCCCAAGCGUGUCGUUUUCUCAUACAUUAUCGACUACCUCAUCAUAGUGGUCCUCAUCGGCGUCUUCACUAUCAUCGAUAAAGUCCCACCUUUCCACCAACACUUCUCGCUGCAGAACUACACCCUCCACUACCCGUUCGCCGUCAAGGAGCGCGUGCCCGUCCCGCUACUAUGCAUCAUCGUCGUUGGUGGCCCUGCCAUCAUAAUCGCCUUCUACACACUCGUUGUUGAUGGACUGUUUUCACACCAGACUCCCAUGCCUUCUAGCAGGGCUGGAGCUAAGCGCCUGAGUGGCAGAUACAGGUUCAAAGACCGCCUGUGGGAGCUGAAUUGCGGUAUCCUCGGUCUGGGCUUGAGUGUUGGCGCAGCCUUUACAAUCACUGGAGCGCUGAAGAAUGCAAUUGGAAAGCCACGACCGGACCUCAUUGACCGGUAUGCUAGACAAGCUAUAGGAGCUCGUUUGAUUGACCUAGAGAGCCUGACACUCGUUACCAUCGAUAUCUGCACGCAGACCGACGACUACAUCUUACAAGACGGGUUUAAGAGCUUUCCUUCGGGGCACAGCAGUGUCUCAUUUGCUGGAUUGUUCUACCUCUCUCUCUACCUUGCAGCAAAGCUGCACGUUCUGGAUGCUAAAGGCGAGGUUUGGAGGACGUUCGUCGUUAUGGUCCCAACCCUCGGCGCUGCUCUCAUCACUGGUACGCGCAUCAUGGACGCUCGCCACCAUCCUUUCGAUGUCCUCUCAGGCGCUAGUCUCGGGAUCCUCGUGGCAUGGGCCGCCUACCGACAAUACUUCCCACCAGUUUCAGAGACCUGGAAGAAGGGACGUGCCUACCCAAUUCGCGCCUGGGGACGUGGACCUGCUCCCCCACCGGCUCCUCAGAUCAUGAUCGACGAAGACGUGCAGCCGCUUCGACAAAUGGGCAAGCCAUUAGGACCGAUUGACGAAGAGCGUGGGGAGACAUCUGGCAUUGCGGUGACUGGAGAGAACGAGCAUGGCGGCAACGUCUUUCGACAACAGAUCUCGAACUCACAGCGCAGACGCCAGGCGGACGCACCAUAUGGAGUAGAUCGCAGCGACACACUAGCAUCGAGCAACUACCGCUCUGACACAUUGGGCUCAACCUACCGAUCUAACACCAUAGACUCCUCGUUGUCUACCAAGGUCAACAGGUACCAAAACGAAAUGCCGACCUCGAAUCCUUUCGCUACGAACGCCCCACGCCAACGUCAGAUGGAGUCAUACGACUACUCAUCCUCCGAGGAUGACGAGCCCUACGAGCUUCAGCCAACAGGCGGAGCCUACAAUCCGGUGUCAGGACGGCUGACAGACACCGGCUACCACCCUCCGCAAGGAAUCUCGCCGAACCCUACACCUCCACCUCCACCCGUGAAUACCUUCGUUCCGCCACAUCUGAACACAAUGUCACCGACUGGAGAUUUGAGCGAUAGAAGAGACGUCGGACCACCUCCACCACCACAUGCUGCAGGAACAACGCCUCAGCAGAUAUGA